Wallemia ichthyophaga EXF-994 is the source of this 3474-nucleotide messenger RNA. RefSeq names its product ISWI chromatin-remodeling complex ATPase ISW2. The transcript is spliced from 6 exons. NCBI's taxonomy places the organism in Eukaryota, Fungi, Basidiomycota, Wallemiomycetes, Wallemiales, Wallemiaceae. Gene Ontology annotation, cellular component: nucleus; chromatin. Gene Ontology annotation, molecular function: ATP binding; ATP hydrolysis activity; nucleosome binding. The record is from RefSeq and is a predicted model, not a curated record. Gene Ontology annotation, biological process: nucleosome organization; regulation of transcription by RNA polymerase II. The coding region runs from base 1 to 3474 and encodes 1157 amino acids.
AUGACAGACAAAGCUAAUUCACGAGAAGAGUCGAUGCUCUCUGAUACGAUUCCACCCAGCGCUGCGAUAUCGAAUAUUAACUCCAAAGUGCCGUCACCGAAAGGCGGUAGCGCAGAUAGCGCAGACAGCGCACAGAUUUCCGCUGACGAGGACAAAGAUGAGCUCCAAGACCAAGACGAUGACGACGAAGAGGAAUUGGACGAGGAGUACGACAGUGAUGGCCAAGUGAUCAAGUCAAUCGCCCCGGCACCCGCUCAUGCACCCGCUAAAGAUAACAAACGUCCAGCGCGUAAAUCCAAACACAAGGUUAAGAAGGAUGAGAUUGAAAAGUCCAAGAAUAUCGAUUCUGUUAAGCGUUUCUCGUAUUUGAUUGGUCAGACUGAUCUAUUUAAACACUUUAUUGAUCGCAGAAAAGAACGCGAUCCAGCUUUCAGGGCUAUGAUUGAGCAGUCUGAAGUCCAAACAGGGAAAAAGAAGGCAAAAAAGAAUCAGAGCAGGAGAAAGACUGAAAAGGAGGAAGACGAGGAGUUGUUGCAGGAUGAAGAGGAUGAGCCGUUUGCCUUCACAGAGACACCGGCGUUCAUCCAGAAUUGUACAAUGCGUGAUUACCAGGUUCAGGGUUUGAAUUGGAUGAUUGGAUUGCAUCACAAUGGUAUCAACGGUAUUCUUGCAGAUGAAAUGGGUCUCGGUAAAACACUUCAAACAAUAUCAUUCCUAGCCUUCCUCAAACACUUCAAAGACAUAUCAGGAUACCACCUUGUCUGUGUACCUAAAUCAACACUUGACAACUGGGCAAGAGAGUUUUCUAAGUGGUGCCCAGAUUUCAAGGUCGUUGUACUUCAAGGCACUAAGGAAGAGCGCGAGAAACUCGUCAAGGAGCAUAUCUUGCCUGGAGAUUUCGACGUUCUCAUUUCGUCGUAUGAGAUCUGUCUUCGUGAGAAGUCAGCUAUUAAGAGACUCAGUUGGGAGUACAUCAUCAUCGAUGAGGCUCACCGUAUCAAAAAUGCCAACUCUUUGCUUUCGCAGAUAGUCAGAAUUUUCAACUCUCGCAAUCGCCUUCUCAUUACCGGUACACCUCUUCAAAAUAACCUUAUGGAGCUCUGGGCUUUGCUAAAUUUCUUGCUUCCGGAUGUCUUUUCCUCUUCGGAAGACUUUGAUGCUUGGUUCACCAACAACCAGGAAGGUGGUAACAGUGACGAAGUUGUCAAGCAAUUGCACAAAGUCUUGAGACCAUUCUUGCUCCGUAGAGUUAAAGCUGAUGUUGAGAAAUCUCUCUUACCAAAGAAGGAAAUCAAUUUGUACGUAGGCUUGACUGACAUGCAAAGGAAGUGGUACAAGGGUAUUAUCGAGAAGGACAUUGAUUUGGUUAAUGGUAUGGGAUCUAGUAAGAAAGAGGGCAAGACAAGACUCCUCAACAUUGUCAUGCAAUUGCGCAAAUGCUGCAAUCAUCCUUAUCUCUUCGAUGGUGCAGAGCCAGGUCCACCAUACACAACCGACGAACAUCUCGUAUUUAACUCUGGAAAGAUGCUCAUUCUCGAUAAGCUCCUCAAGUCAAUGAAGGCGAAGGGAUCCAGAGUUCUCAUUUUCUCUCAAAUGUCGAGAGUUUUGGACAUUCUUGAGGACUAUUGUAUGUUCAGAGACUACCAGUAUUGCAGAAUUGACGGUCAAACUUCUCACGAUGAUCGUAUCUCUGCCAUCGAUGAAUACAACAAGGAAGGAUCGGAGAAAUAUAUUUUCUUGCUUACCACUAGAGCUGGUGGAUUAGGUAUUACGCUCAACACGGCUGACAUUGUCGUGCUUUACGACAGUGACUGGAACCCUCAAGCGGAUUUACAAGCUAUGGAUAGAGCACACAGAAUAGGGCAAAAGAAGCAGGUGUUUGUGUUUAGAUUUGUGACAGAAGAUGCAGUCGAAGAGCGUAUUUUAGAGCGUGCUGCACAAAAGUUGCGUCUUGACCAGCUUGUAAUUCAGCAAGGUCGUCAAACACAACAGAAGAAUGCAGGCAAGGAUGAGUUGACAGACAUGAUUCAACAUGGUGCUGAAAAGAUUAUCAACAAUCAGAAAAGGGAGAUAGUUGACAAUGACAUUGAUGAGAUUAUCAAGACGGGUGAGUCCAAGACGGCAAAUAUGGCAUCCAAGUAUGAAGAUCUCAACCUUGAGGAUCUCAACAAUUUUAAGUCAGAGAUUAACUUUACUGGUGUCAAUCCAAAAGCAAAACAACCACUUUGGAUCGAACCAGGUAAGAGAGAGCGUAAACAAAAUUACUCGAUCGACGAUUACUACAAGGGUGCAAUGAAACCUAAUCCUCAAGGACGAACUCGCUCAAACAAGCCACCACCAGCAACGCACAAAUUCCAAGACUACCACUUUUUCCCAACGAGACUCCUCGAGCUCGCGAGACGGGAUGACAACUAUAAGAAAAAGGAGGAUGGCUGGGAAGCUAUACCGCGCCAUGUGGAUCCUAAGAAGGCGGAAGAAAACCCAGAGCUCGUCGAGCAAGCUAAAGUGGAUGCAAAGAAGGAGCAGGAUGAUAUUGACAGUGCGACGCCGCUCAGUGAAGAAGAAAUUAAAGAUAUGGAAGCUAUGAGCCACCAAGGAUUUACAACCUGGACUCGUAGGGAGUUUCAAGCUGUGGUAAGAGGAAUGGAGCAGCACGGUAGGAAUGACUUGAAGGGAAUAAAAGGCGUCGUUGGAGAUGGAAAGACGGAAGAGGAAGUUAAAGAGUAUCUGGAUGUAUGGUGGAAGCGCUACCCAGAAUUACAAGAUCACCAGAGAAUGAUUCAGCGUAUUGAGGAGGGUGAGAAAACGCUCGAGAGUGUCGCCACCAAGACACGCGCAAUCAAGGCCAAGGUCAACGGGUGUAGAUAUCCGUUGCAGAUGCUGAAUAUUCCUUAUGGUCCGCAACAAAGGGGCAAGCAAUACACAGAAGAUGAGGAUAGAUUCCUACUCGUCAAACUCGCCCAUCAUGGCCUCAGCUCGGACGACACAUACGAUAAAAUCAAGCGGGAUAUAUUGGAGCAUCCAGCGUUUAGAAUGGACUGGUUUUUUAAGUCUAGAACACCAACUGAGAUAUCGAGGAGAUGCCAAACGCUUAUCUCGCUCACACUAAAGGAGGCAGGGCUUUACGAGGGCAAGCACGCCCACCCAUCGGCAUACCCAGCUGACCACAAGGAGGGAGAGUUGAUAGCCAACACUAAUAAGAAGCGUACAAAUCUCUCACUUUCGCCUUCGUCUAAUUCAUCCAAGCGCGCUAAAGCCACACCACCUCAAAUCGGACCAGGAAUGACACCAUCUGUACUCGCUGGACCAUCGCCUCUACCACAAGGAUAUAGUCAGGCGCAAGCAUCGCAAGCAUCUCCACAAUACGAUCACCCACAGGCACAUUCACAGGCACACCCCUCUUUGCCUCCAAUGAGCAUGCCCAAUGUACCAUUCCCAGAUCAGCCUUUUCCACCACCGCCGGAAGGAAAAUAA